Fusarium oxysporum Fo47 is the source of this 1932-nucleotide messenger RNA. RefSeq lists its product as uncharacterized. NCBI's taxonomy places the organism in Eukaryota, Fungi, Ascomycota, Sordariomycetes, Hypocreales, Nectriaceae. The record is from RefSeq and is a predicted model, not a curated record. The coding region runs from base 1 to 1932 and encodes 643 amino acids. The transcript has a single exon.
AUGUCCUUCGAAAAGAGGAUUCGAAGCCGAAUGGCUCAAUCCGUCAUCUCAACUGACACAACCGCUGACGAUUCUUUUGAGGAAUGGUAUUCAGCACCAUCUCUUUCGCGGAGGGAAUACUCAGAAGAGAACUUCGCAAGUUCAAAGUUUGCUGAAGCAAUGAACAACCCAGACUGGCGUCGUCGACGCGAUGGAUUCAGUGUUUCUGACGUUACUGACACAACCAACAGCACAAAUCAAGCCAGCCCACAUAGUCGCGAGGUUCCCAACAGCAGUACAGAAGGAGCGUAUAUCUCCCCUAUGAGGAAUGGAAACAUAUCUCCAUGGACUUUCAUUGGCAAUUCCAAUCAAUUCCAACCUUGUCUUUGCGGUUCUGAGACUGAUAUCAAGGACUCAAACGUGUCUUCUACCAACCAAGAACAUGGAUGUCUAGACCAUGAUAAUGUGCAGCCAGCUGAUACCAUGAGUGGACUUUGUACUAUCCGGCUUAACGUCGACCUAGCCGGUGGCCACUACAAGGAUCGCCAACUCCGCGUUCUUCAGGUCUCACCCCUUCCUUCUUAUGCUGCCAGCACACAGAAGCAUAGAACGGCAGUCCAGAACAUUGAUCGAGAGGCUCCUAUUGCCUACGUGCAACGUGUAGUCAAAAAUCAGCGAAGAACUACGCAAGGAACUGAUAACCCACAAGUGGAAAGACGCCGAACUCCUCACCAUAUUUUCCCCAUAGAGGCCGGAAAUGAGAGUGAACUCGACAAAGAAAGGACCGACAGGGCCAGGCAAGCUGUGCUGAAGGACCCAGCUGUUGCCAACAUCGCACAUGCAAAAUCCCAACCAAAGGUACUCAGUGGCCUGUCAUCGCCAACUGAGCAAACCAGAAAGAGCGAAGAACUCGAACGCAGAAAAGCGGCUUUCAUGAAAAUUCUGCAGAAGCUCCAGCAAGGGUCAAAACAUGAGACUGAAAACACAAAGAGAGAUACAAACAGACCUUUUAUCGGCCAUGGUUGUCCUUGGAGCCCAAAAUCAAGCCAGCAGCCGAGCCAAUCUACACAACAAAGCUCUGAUUCCGGUAUUGGCUCUCUUUAUAGCGACCCCCCGAGAAAUAAGGACUCAUCUAAUGACUCCGGAAUCCGUAUUGAUUCCGAUGUCCUCACACAUGGGUUGAACCCUAGGGCAAGGGAAUUCCUCUCAUUCAAAAGAAGUUUCCCAGCAGCACCGCAAAGUCAGGGAAUUAUCAACUUUCCAGAAGACGAGGUUUCUAAGAGUAUGGAGCUAAGUCAAAGUGAGACUCGAAAAGAAGACACUGUUAGAAACACCGUCAAGACCGCACCACAUAACAUGGACGACAUUUCUGUUCCCGUACUACAGUCAGACAUUGGUGCCAACAGUACAGAGAGUACCUCCGUUCCAGGGGGAACUACAGCCGAUACAACCAAACAAGAUCCAGGAGAGUUCAACUACUCAUCAAAGAUAUCGCCGCCUGCCAAGUUUGGAUUCCCAGGGGGUGCUUGUGGCCCUCCAGUGCGAAAUAUCCUCACCCCUGGAGUGCUACCUGGUCUUGGGCUUGGAAUCCUACCGACGCCUGCCACGUUCGGCAAUACGCCGAGCCUAGCAAUGUUUGGUCCUCUUCUACAACAGUAUCCUGUUGCAUCAGGUCACUUUAUGGGCACUUCUGCAGCGCCUCAGAUUCUCUUUAACUCAACGCUGGGAAGUAGUAGUUUUCAAGCUCGCCCACACCCUGUUCCCAAACCGACAAACCCUGACCCAAUUCAGCAGCAACAAUAUGAAGAAUACAUUGAAUGGCGUAAAGCACAUGAGCCUGGAUACGCACUUGCAUGCAAAGGUCGGCAACAACGCCGUGCCCAACGUGGUUCAGCAACGCAACACGUAUCAAUGCAUCACGCUUCGUGCGAAGGUGCUCAAAUGGUUCAGUAA